AGACUGGCUCCUCGCGCCCCCCCCCCGGGCCGCCGCGAGCUGCUCCCCAGCUGCCCGCCAGCUCUUCCGUCGCCGAGCCCGCAGGGCCUCUCGACGGAGAGGGGCGUGCCACGCAGAGGAGUCGAGGGGGAGCCUGAUCCAUAGCCACCGCUUGGAGGAUCGAUCUUCGGGGACCUCUCGACGGAGAGGGGCGUGCCACGCAGAGGAUGCUCGAGGCGGCCGCGGGGCGCUCGCAGGGCCGCGGGCCCGAGGCCCCGCGGGCCCCGCUGGCCGCGCCGCCUCGCCCGCCGGGCAGGCCGGCGGGGCCGCCGCCGCCGCCCGCGGCCGGCUGGCUGCGGGGCGUGCGCUGGCGCCUGCAGUGCGCCGCGCUGGGGCAGCUGAGGCCAGGGGGCAACGUCAGGGGGGGACUGGGCCCCCCUCGGGCCAUCUGGGAGGUCACCGAGCUGCUGGUCCGAGAAGCGGGGGGACGCCACGUGCAUCGACGCGCUCCGCGCGCAGACCAUCUUCGAGGGCUUCGCCGAGGUGCUCCGGAUCGAGACCGCCCCGGGGCCCCUGAGGCUGCAGGUACUGCAGUCGAUCUCGAUCCUGAUGCAGGACUGCGGCCUGAAGCUGCGGCCGUCCGUGGACUACCUCAUCAGCGUCCUCAACCCCCUCUUCGAGUUCCCACCCAGCCUCUCCGAAGAGGAGCCGCUGGCGCAGUUCGUGACCAUCCUGAAACGACUGGCCCUGACGCUGAACGGCACGAACGUGCAGCCCCUCCUGGUCCCCGUGCUCGGGCUGGAGGCCGCAUGCCCGAUGACCCCCGGGCCCAGCGCCGCCGCCAGCGGCACCCACAUCGUGCAGAUGCCCAUGUUCGCCUGCGCCGUGGGCCUCAUGGCGCACAGCGACCCGAUGGUCCAGACGACGGCCCGCGUCGUGGUCCUGACGGUCCUCCGGCUCGACUGCCCGGGCGUCAGGAGCGCCGUGCAGGAGACCGUUCAGCGCGACCUCGCUCCCCUGGUCGUCAGGAUCUCUCGCUGCCCGGUGAAGCUGCGCGAGCUGGUCAGGGGAAGGUGCCAGUGGAGGAGAGACGGCACGCUCCUGAGGCGGUGGAGCGUGGAGAUGCACCCGUCUGAGGUUGUCGCGAGUCUUCGCGACAGUGGCCUCAGCGGCCGGUUGCACGACUCGGGGUGCCACUGCGACUGGCAAGACGUCCCCGUGAUGUUGUCGUUCCUCCCCUCUGGUGAGCGCGUUCGCUAUGAAGGGAUCGCAGAUGCCGCCGCUGCCCUGGAGGACGCCAUGCACCAGGACCUGGAGGUGUUUGCCGAGUUCGUCCAGGAGCUGCUGGACCUGAACGUCCCAGACGUCACCGAGGGCCUGUACAGCGCUGGCCUCCACACUGGACCCCAGGAGCUCCCCGCGGCCGAGGGCCGGCCGCAGGCGGCCGCCCCCCGGCCCCCCCCGGCGGCCCCGCGGGUGCUGGCGGCCGGGGGCGCCUCGAUCGGGGAGGUGGCGGGCCGGGGCCGCGAGGCCCGUGGCGCGCCCGCGUCGGAGGGCUACAGGAUCGGCGACUUCACCCGUGGCCUCAUGGCCAUGGGCCAGGAGGCCCGCGGCGCCUGCGAUGGUUAUAGGUUCGGUGACAUCAGCCGCGGCAUUUCGGCGAUGCUGGGCGGUGCAGUAGCUGUGGGGCGUCAAGGCGUGGACGUGGGUGCACCCCGCUGCGGAGGUCUUACUAUGCUCGAUCAGAACAUGACCGCAGACAUCGUGCCAAUUGUUCCCAACAUGGCUGCAGACAUCUUGGACUGCUGGCGGUGUCGAUCUGGCGGCGAUCACUCGCCUGCGGAGAUGGAACUCGAGGAGCGGGCGCUUAGGGAAGAGGAGGCCUUUCAAGCUGGAGCCUGAACGUGCGAUGAAGGCGCCGAGUCGUGUUAUCCCAAGCGCGGCGACGUGAUAUCUGUGUUACUGCCGUGUUUCGCCCGAAUGCGCUAAGCUCCGCGCAGCAAUAUGAAGACCAGCUGGCGACGACGCCGCCACGCCGUCGAAUGGCAGCGGCUAUUUCCAGACGUGGAAGGUCAUUGUCUGGCCGCAUUGCCGUUCCCACAGCACCAUGAUUGCCGCAUUGCAUGCCGAUGCGCCUUGAUUGGGACGACUCCGUAGUUAGUAUCAUCGUUUCUCCGUCCUGCUCCUUCUCCUAUUACUUCGCUCCAGCGUCUCCGCGCUCGUUUCGAGCGGCAGUUUGGUCAUGCGGCCUCCCCGCUGUACAGUUGUGGUGGUCUGCCAUGGACAGAGACCAUGCCGUUCUCAUGAGUAUGACUUCGUAGUAUUUAAUGUUUGCCUGCCUUCAUGGUGCUCGCUAGCUCGAUGGGUCGAUGAAUCAGGCGGUCGUUAUUCAGGCAUGCCAUUUCCAUUGCUGUUGCAGGCAAGAGGUGUCAAGAGAGGGCUGUCCAGAGUUCGCGCUGGCCGUAUUGAACAUGCCCUCUUGAUAUUGCACGCAUGUGAUGUAUGAUUGUACGCAGGGGUUCGCAUACCACUACGCCUAGUUAUGAUCUUUCUUGUUCAUAUGCGACGUCGAUCAUACGCUUGACAUGUUCGCAACGCUCGCGAAAAUACAGGAGUAUGCGGAGGAGUGGGGGACGGAGACGAAGGGACGACCAUUCCCCCUAACUAGGCUUUGCCUGGGGGUGUCCUAGUUCCUAUCCGUUCUGUGCAAGGGAAACGAUCGCGAUUACCUGCCGUCCGGGUGCAUUCCCAAGGGUUGCUCGG
This is a messenger RNA of Prorocentrum cordatum, 2742 nucleotides long. NCBI's taxonomy places the organism in Eukaryota, Dinophyceae, Prorocentrales, Prorocentraceae. The record is from the annotation of a GenBank genome assembly.